AUGCCGCGGCUCACGUGCCAUCUGACUUCUUUGCAGUCCCAGCGGCAAAAAAGGGCUAAUCAGAUGCUUAAGUCCCCAGCAGCUCUCGGCAAGAUUAAUGCCGCCGCACGCAUCCGAAAUGGGUCACUGUCGGUCAAUGAUCUGGCUGGCAGAAGCGGCCUCCCUCUGGAAGCUUCUGCGAAGAGGCUGGCGGAGGGGCGGCCUGGUGGAAUCCAGUUAAGGUUGCCACACCAAGCUGAGAAAUCCCUGGAUAUUUGGGGACGGUGGCGUUUGGAGAGGCAAGGGGGCUCAGCAGGGACUGGGUGCUAUAGUGUCCUGAAGCCGUCAUUUCCUCCCGGAUACACCCUCUUUGUGGUGGUGAAGCCUGCCUCUCCAAAUUGUUGGAUGCUGGAGCAUUGGAGUCUGAUCAACUUGGCACCUGCAGUUUUGGCUGAGCAUUCCCUGACUCACAGCAGCUCGGCUUGGCUUUUUGGCAGCUUAGCCUGGGGGAGGGGCAUCGGGUUGGCGCAGUGGGGAUAUAAGACUCUGCUAAAAUGUCUCUCUGGGAAAUUUUGUCGACGAGAGCUUAUUGGCAUCAUGGGUCCCUCUGGGGCCGGGAAAUCGACCCUAAUGAACAUCCUGGCUGGUUAUCGGGAGACGGGCAUGAAGGGGCAGAUCCUGGUCAACGGGAGGCAGAGGGAGCUGCGCACUUUCCGGAAGAUGUCUUGCUACAUCAUGCAGGACGACAUGCUGUUGCCGCACCUCAAUGUGCGUGAGGCCAUGAUGGUGUCAGCAAAUCUGAAACUGAAUGAGAAGCAGGAAGUGAAGAAAGAGUUGGUGAAUGAGAUCUUGACAGCGCUGAGCCUUCUGGAAUGUUCCUACACCCGCACCGUAUCCCUCUCCGGGGGGCAACGCAAACGCCUCGCCAUCGCACUGGAGCUAGUCAACAAUCCCCCGGUCAUGUUCUUUGAUGAACCCACCAGUGGACUAGACAGCUCCUCCUGCUUCCAGGUGGUGUCCCUCUUGAAGUCCUUGGCCCAAGGGGGCCGCACCAUCAUCUGCACCAUCCACCAGCCCAGCGCUAAACUCUUUGAGACGUUUGAUAAGCUUUACAUCUUGAGCCAAGGGCAGUGCAUCUACAAGGGGGCUGUGCCCCUCCUCAUCCCCUACCUGAAAGGGCUGGGCUUGCAUUGCCCCACCUACCACAACCCAGCUGAUUUCAUUAUCGAGGUGGCAUCUGGAGAAUACGGGGACCUCAAUUCAAUGCUUUUCCAAGCCGUCCAGAACGGGCUGUGCACCAUGGCUGAGAAGAAGGUCAGCCCAAACAAAGUGGACUCCUCCUGUCCCGGACGCUGCGUGGUGGAUCUGGACCACAUUGAGAGCCAUACUUUCGCAACCAGCACCCUGACCCAGUUCUGCAUCCUCUUCAAGAGAACAUUCCUGUCCAUUUUGCGAGACACGGUUCUCACCCACCUACGGUUUAUGUCGCACAUCUGCAUCGGCGUGUUGAUCGGCCUGCUGUACCUGCACAUCGGCAACGAUGCCGCCAAGGUCUUCAACAACACCGGCUUCCUUUUCUUCUCGAUGCUCUUUGUCAUGUUCGCUGCAUUGAUGCCGACCGUCCUCACCUUCCCCCUAGAGAUGUCUGUAUUUCUGAGAGAGCAUUUGAAUUACUGGUACAGCCUGAAGGCCUAUUUUCUAGCCAAGACCAUGGCGGACAUACCUUUCCAGGUCAUCUGUCCCAUCGUCUACUGCAGCAUUGUGUACUGGAUGACGGCUCAGCCCCCUGAAGUCUCACGCUUCUUACUGUUUUCCGCACUGUCCACCUGUACCGCUUUGGUGGCCCAAUCUCUGGGGCUGGUGAUCGGAGCAGCUUCCACUUCCGUACAGGUGGCAACUUUUGUCGGUCCUGUCACAGCCAUCCCUGUCCUCCUAUUCUCUGGCUUCUUCGUCAGUUUCAAGACUAUCCCGACCUACUUACAAUGGAGUUCAUAUGUCUCUUAUGUCAGGUAUGGCUUUGAAGGCGUCAUCUUGACCAUCUAUGCCUUGGAACGCGAAGAGCUGGAAUGCAAGACAAUGAACUGUCCCUACAAGGAUCCUACCAAGGUUCUGGAAGAGCUGGAUGUCGGGGAAGCCAAACUCUACAUGGACUUCAUUGUCUUGGGCAUCUUCUUUGUCAUUCUGAGGCUUUUGGCCUACCUUAUCCUCAAGUAUAAGGUGAAGUCUGAAAGAUAAAGGGGCCCUUUGGCAUGGCCUCAAUGCCCUCUGGUGGACCUGGUCAUCUGUCACAUGUUGAAGGGAUGUAAACUCUGUGGGCCACGGACCAAUGAGGGAGCUAUCCGGUCGCUGGUGGCCAGCACUGACUCACUCGAGAAGGGUUGAUGAGACAUCUCAGAACUGUUUUAACCUUUCCAGGCAUUCCCUUCAUUGCAAUUUUUUUGUAUAAUUCUGGAAUGUAUCAAUCUCUCUUCCUGGAGCAAUACCCGUGAGAGGGAAGUUGUCCUUGUCCACAUGGCCCCCAGACUGGAUCCCUUGGGCCACAUCUGCUGUCACUUGGUUUCUGCUCCACUAUGAAGGGGGAGAAGCUGGAAUCAAUUUGGAUCUGGGGUGGGCGGGGUGGGGCGGGGGCCAAAUGGAGAAGGGAGUUGUGACAGGCGAGGAGAUCCCUCUGCAAAGCACAGUUUUGUAGCGCCGUCGUUUUGUGCUGUUUUUGACUCGCUCGCUUGCCGACAUAACUGUAGCAUGUGUAUCAAUAUUAAGAGACUGGAAGAUCUGUCAGGAUUGGUUGCACAAGGCUUUUGGUGUUUACCGUAGCGACAAAGGAUUUUUUUGGUAUUUUCCCUCCAUCCCCUUCCCAAUCUUUUCCUUGUAUUCUUUAUGAGAAACCAAAUGACAGUUUGUUAUCUAGUCUUUGCUAGAGCUCUGGGCAGGUAUCGAAAUGGAGAACAGAAUGGCCAAUACAUAGGGGACUCUGUGACCAUCAACCAUGCGUAGACAUUAGAGACAUACUAAGACAAUCAAUGGCAUAGAAUCCCAUCCCUGCUGUCUUCCCUGAUUCCCGUUAAAUCACGCCUAUGUCAUUUUAGAAUCAACAGUUGUACCAUGUAAAUUGUGUUGUGCCAAUCCCCGCAGUCAUUUUGUGUGGAGGGAUGUCCUCGCUGUUCCCAUUUUACAAAACUGAAGAGUGGUAUGCCUUAAGCCAGGCGAUGGAUUCAUGGCUUAGGGAAAACUCGAAUCCAAGUCACUCUUUCCACCCCUUAAAAAAGAACCCCGGUGGUUUAUUAGGAUUGUUUCUCC
Molecule: messenger RNA, 3276 nt
Organism: Sphaerodactylus townsendi
Lineage: Eukaryota; Metazoa; Chordata; Lepidosauria; Squamata; Sphaerodactylidae
Product: ATP-binding cassette subfamily G member 4-like
Cellular component (GO): plasma membrane
Molecular function (GO): ATP hydrolysis activity; ABC-type transporter activity; ATP binding
Source: RefSeq, a predicted model, not a curated record